AUGGCAUCCCUUAAGCAAUUCAUUCGAAAUGUCCGGUCGGCCAAGACAAUCGCCGACGAACGAGCGGUGAUCCAAAAGGAGAGUGCGGCCAUCCGUGCGUCCUUCAGAGAAGAAAGCCACGAUUCAAACGUCCGGAGAAAUAAUGUAGCCAAGCUUCUGUAUCUGUUCACCUUGGGUGAACGGACACACUUUGGUCAGAUCGAGUGCUUGAAGCUGCUGGCAUCCCACCGCUUUGCAGACAAGCGGCUGGGAUACCUGGGCACUAUGCUACUGCUAGACGAGAACCAAGAAGUAUUGACGCUGGUAACGAACUCUUUGAAGAAUGACCUUAAUCACUCCAACCAAUAUAUCGUUGGCCUGGCACUUUGUGCCUUGGGAAACAUCGCAUCAGUCGAAAUGUCUCGAGACCUGUUCCCCGAAGUCGAAGCCUUGAUGUCCACCGCGAACCCUUACAUUCGGCGAAAGGCAGCGCUGUGCGCCAUGCGUGUUUGUCGCAAGGUUCCUGACCUACAGGAACAUUUCCUCGAGAAAGCCAAGAACUUGCUGUCAGAUCGGAACCACGGGGUUCUGCUAUGCGGUUUGACCUUGGUCAUCGAUAUGUGUGAGGCGGAAGAGGCCGAGGAGGGCCAAGAAGGAGUGAUUGAGAUGUUUAGGCCUCUGGCGGGUGGACUUGUGCGUGCUCUGAAAGGCCUGACCAGUUCAGGAUAUGCUCCGGAACAUGACGUUUCGGGUAUCACGGACCCUUUUCUACAGGUCAAGAUUCUACGCUUGCUUAGGGUCCUGGGGAGAGGCGAUGCGACAACGAGCGAGUCAAUCAACGACAUUCUGGCGCAGGUGGCUACCAACACCGAUUCGACCAAAAAUGUCGGUAAUGCCAUUCUCUACGAGGCUGUCCUCACUAUUCUCGAUAUUGAGGCGGACUCAGGUCUCCGCGUGUUGGGUGUCAACAUUCUCGGAAAGUUCCUUACAAACAAGGAUAACAACAUCCGCUAUGUCGCUCUCAACACGCUAAACAAGGUCGUCGCCAUCGAGCCCAAUGCCGUGCAGCGACACCGCAACACCAUCUUGGAAUGUCUUCGCGACCCAGAUAUCAGUAUCCGGAGACGAGCUCUGGACUUGAGUUUUAUGCUCAUCAACGAGAGCAACGUCCGCGUGCUUGUUCGGGAAUUGCUUGCGUUUCUGGAAGUCGCCGACAACGAAUUCAAGCCGACGAUGACGACGCAAAUCGGGAUUGCUGCAGACCGCUAUGCUCCAAACAAGCGCUGGCAUGUUGACACCAUCCUUCGUGUGCUCAAGCUUGCUGGUGCAUACGUGAAGGAGCAGAUUCUGUCCUCCUUUGUCCGCCUCAUCGCUACCACUCCGGACUUGCAGACCUACUCUGUGCAAAAACUCUAUCUAGCCCUGAAGGAGGACAUCUCACAGGAGGGUCUCACACUUGCCGCCACCUGGGUUAUUGGUGAAUACGGCGACAAUCUUCUGCGUGGUGGUCAAUAUGAGGAAGAGGAACUGGUUAAGGAGGUCAAGGAGAGUGACAUUGUCGAUCUCUUUAACAACAUCCUUAACAGCACAUAUGCUACUCAGACCGUAAUCGAAUACAUCACCACGGCCUCGAUGAAGCUAACCGUGCGCAUGUCCGAUCCCGCUGAGAUUGAGCGUCUCCGUCGCUUCCUUAGCAGCCGCACUGCUGACCUGAGUGUCGAGAUUCAACAGCGGGCUGUCGAGUACACUAAUCUGUUUGGGUAUGAUCAGGUUCGCCGUGGUGUUCUGGAACGUAUGCCUCCCCCGGAGAUUCGGGAGGAGCAAAGAGUCUUGGGUGCUCCGACCAAGAAGCGCCAGAGCAAAUUGUUGAAGGAUAAGUCUAAGAAGCCGGUCAAGCAGGCGGAGCAGGAUAUGCUGCUCGAUCUCAUGGGUGGCGAUGCUCCAGCAACUAGCCCAACCACUAACGGCUCUCAAAACACAGCCGACCUUCUGGCAGAUAUCCUCGGUGGCGAUUCAGGCCCGUCAUCACCAUCUCCUCAACCCGCGCAAAAGCCGGCUGGAUCCGUCAACACUAGCGCGAUCAUGGGUCUCUUCGACUCCAAUGGCAAUACGCCUUCUCCCAACGUAUCGCAGUCCGCAUCUUCCGGUCUGGAUCUUUUGGGAGGCGUUGGGGCUGCUAUGUCGCCAGCCCCGAGCCCUGCACCUUCGGUUCCGGUGCACACAGCAUACAACAAGAAUGACUUGACUCUCACGCUUCAAGUUCAACGUGCCAGCAACGGUAAUGCGCAAAUUCAGGCGCGGUUCCGUAACGUUGGAAACUUUGGCCAAUUCUCCAAUGUGGGAUUGCAGGCUGCUGUUCCCAAGAGUCAGCGUCUGCAGCUGAAUGCGAUCAGCAAGGCAGAUCUGGAGGCUGGUGACGAGGGGAUUCAGAUGCUCAAAGUUGCAGGCCUGGCCGGGGCCCUCCCACCUAAACUUCGCCUACGUCUGCGGAUCACAUAUGCCAAGGAUGGUUCAGACCCUGUGACGGACCAGGUUGACUGGACCGAGCCAUGA
Messenger RNA from Aspergillus uvarum CBS 121591, 2532 nucleotides. Its product is annotated as AP-1 complex subunit gamma. Gene Ontology annotation, molecular function: clathrin-cargo adaptor activity. The transcript has 5 exons. Gene Ontology annotation, biological process: intracellular protein transport; Golgi to vacuole transport; receptor-mediated endocytosis. Gene Ontology annotation, cellular component: AP-1 adaptor complex; Golgi apparatus; membrane coat. The coding region runs from base 1 to 2532 and encodes 843 amino acids. NCBI's taxonomy places the organism in Eukaryota, Fungi, Ascomycota, Eurotiomycetes, Eurotiales, Aspergillaceae. The record is from RefSeq and is a predicted model, not a curated record.